This is a messenger RNA of Symbiodinium necroappetens, 633 nucleotides long. The record is from the annotation of a GenBank genome assembly. Lineage: Eukaryota; Dinophyceae; Suessiales; Symbiodiniaceae.
AUGGCGCUGCGAGCCGGGCUUCGUCGCCUUGCAGUCAUGAAAGACAGUUUCCCACAGAUGCGAACACCAGGAUGUGAUCCAAGCAAGCCAAGUGUUUCGAAAGUCAUGAAGGAAAUGUUGAACAAUCAGACAUCUGCUCUUCCCCAUGCAGUCGGAGAAGAGGCAGCAGUUCCUGGCACGCCAAGCAAACACAUAGUGACAGACUCAGAUGGCAAAUCUAUGCCGAUGCACCUUCCUAAGAGCUACCUGCCACGUGCCAGUGCUGGCACAUCAGGGCCUUCGGCGGGGGCAGCAUUUCGAGGUUUAUCUGGAUCCCGAUCUCACAUGUCAGCAGGGGCUUUACCGAUUGGCGGCCAGAAAUGGCGGCCACCUGGUUGGAAGGAAGGGGCAAGCACUCCCGAGCAGAAGCCGCAGGACAAGGGCCCGAAUGCGGAAUUCUACGAGCGACCCACCUUGGAAGUGUGGGGUGUCCGCGUUGUGGCGGCACUCGUGCUUUACGCUUUGUACAUCGAAUUCAAGGAUGUCUCCAUUAGCCCAACGGGUCAGAUUACUCGGAAGCCCCGGCCCAAGAGGCACUUGACACCACAAGAAGAGGAGGAGCAGAGGCGACUGCAAGAAGCCUCGCAGAAAUGA